UCGGUCAAUCAAUCAAUCGACCAGGCCCUACCGUACGUGCAAACGUACGAUGGCAACCUCGCCGGCAGCUUCUAGGAUCAGGCCGUCGCACGGCGAACCGUCCCCGCCGCUGAACCAAGAGCUGAUCGUCGACGAGAUCCUCACGCGCCUGCCGGUGGCCGAAGCCAUGCGCUGCAGAUCAGUCAGCCGGGCGUGGAACGCGGCCCUCGCCUCCGGCCACUUCGUCGCCGCGCACGCCGCCAGAGCAGCCGCCGCGCGCCACCCCGAGAUCGUCUUCUUCUCGCCGACAGAGAAGGGCGUCGCCACGUCCUUCUACGCUUGCUCGCUUCCCGAGGACGGAGACGCGCCGCCCGCCGCCGCUGCCCGCAAGCUGCUCAGCGUGGGCAACCUCGCCGGCGAGCACCUCCUGCUGACCGGCAAGCCAUGCCGUGGCCUGACGCUCGUCUUCGACGUCCGGUUGUCCGAGUACCACGUCUUGAACCUCUCCACCGGCGAGCAUGUAUCCCUGCCGCCGUGCGAGACGGCGGAGGAGAUAGCACCGGUGGUUCCAAAGCUGAUGCUGCUCGAACGGCUUCCUCUGGAGCUCUCCAGCACCGGCCUCGGCUUCGACCCGGCCACCGGCCAGCACAAGGUGGUGAGGCUCUUCAGGAACAUCUUCGGGCAGCAGAAGUGCGAGGUGUGUUCGCUUACGGCGUCCGGCGAGUGGCGGUGGCGGCGCUGCGCCGGCGGUGACGCGCCGCCAAGAUUCGCGUGCUACGUCGACGGCCGGCCUCCCGUGGCCCUCGAGGGAUCCCUCUACUGGCUGCUGCACCGGCGAAGCUGCGCCUACGACGGCAGCGCCAGGGACCCGCAACAGGACGCGCCCAUCCUGUCGCUCUCCGUCGGCGCCGAGCGGUUCGGGUGGGUGCGCACGCCGCCGCGGCUGGCGUCACGCAUCCGGCACCUCACCAACCUCGACGGCGCCCUCUGCGCCGUCGUCCACGACCGCCUCGUCGACGACGUGCUCCUGCUCGUGACGUGGAGUCCAUCGUCGCCAUCGUGGUCUGCGCGCUGCCGCGUCGACGUGGGCAGCCUGCCCCGGCCGAUCCGGGACGAGCUCAGCGGGGAGCGGGAGAUCGUGCCGCUGUGCAGUGUGAAGAAGAAGAUCCUGCUGGCGACGAGCCGGCACAAGGUGUACGCCUACGACACGGAGCAAGGCGCCGCCGAGGAGGUGUUCGACAUGAAUAGCUUUGUCGACGUGCCGCCACACAACAGCGAGUCACGGCUGUUCGUCAACAUUGGACUCCACGAGGAACGCAUCGGCCCGAAGUUGGCGGGUGACCACUGGCUACAGGUGAAGCGGGGACGAGACGUGGUGAUCGGCAAGCGGGAGGCGUCGUCGUCGGUGUACCAUCUGGAACAUCGGGAGCAGGACGAGGACUUUCACAGGACGAGGGAGGUGAUCACGCAGCUUGCAUUUCCAGUGUAGGGGUCUAACUUCCAUCUAGCCUCCAUCACCUUCUAGUAGAGAAAAUGCCACUCGAAAAACAGAGUUCCCAAACCUCAUUCGGAAUUACUUGUCACAAAAAUGAAUGUAUCUACAACUAAAAUAUAUCUAGAUACAUUUAUUUCUUAGAUGAGUAAUUCCGAACGAAGGGAGUAUCACAGUAAAUGCACCAAUUUGGUAAUGUACUCAGUGUUAAAAACUCUCUUAUAUUAUGGAAUGGAGGAAUUAGUAGUUUACAUAAGCUCAUCUUGUAAAACUGGUUUCAUAAGAACGGUUAACAGGACGCGAAUGUGCGAAGAUCCGCAAGCGCGGACGAGCUCGCGUACUCCUUUUUUUUUUUGAGACAA
Molecule: messenger RNA, 1833 nt
Organism: Triticum aestivum (bread wheat)
Lineage: Eukaryota; Viridiplantae; Streptophyta; Magnoliopsida; Poales; Poaceae
Exons: 1
Coding region: 50-1468 (472 amino acids)
Molecular function (GO): protein binding
Source: RefSeq, a predicted model, not a curated record